GAGUUACUGGGGUCUGGUUGUAGCGGCAGGAGAGUUACUGGGGUCUGAUUGUAGCAGCAGGAGAGUUACUGGGGUCUGGUUGUAGCGGCAGGAGAGUUACUGGGGUCUGGUUGUAGCAGUUCUGCGCGUCACUUCAACAGUCUCGGUAACACGGCACCUGUGGUGUUGCUGCGCUACAGGCAGGAGGUGGGGCUGCAUUUCUGAAAUAUUGCCGGACACAAACAGACAGUCCCAUUUACCGGCUGCCGCAAGGCGACGGGAGAAGUUGUUUUUCUCGUCCUUGUCCAGAAGAGAAAAACAGGAGCGCACUGUGAGUCUUCAAGAUCACCGCGAGUGAAGGACAGACCGCACAGCCUCGCAGAUGCGGCUCGGAUUGGUAAAAACCGGACAAACACGCCGAUACCUGGGCUUUACCUACGUGACACAAGCUCAGCACGACGUUCGGGAAACAGUUUUUAAUCUUUCGGCUUCCCCACCCACACGGAACUGUGACGGCCCGAUCCCCUGCGAGUCAAAACACGUGCCACUUCCUGAGCGGCGUGACUCCUGAAGGGCUCGCCUCGCGCUCGUUCCCCGUCGCCCGUGGACGUGGCCCCGCGGGGCUCGAGGCUGAGCCGGAGGGAUGGAGCUCGCGCUGGGACUCGCCGCGCUCGCGCUGAUCCUCGUGGCGCCGGCCGUGGGACGGGAGCUGAGGAGGAACAAUCUCGCCAUCACACUCGUCCGAGAGCUGGCUGACCCUCACCGGACCGGGCCGGAGCCGGAGGCCAGGCCCAGCCUGACCCUCUCGACACUGACGCUGUGCCCGCCCGGACGGGCCCACUGCAGCACCUGUGUCAGGGCCCAGGUGGCGCUGCCCUGCAGGGUUCUGCCCAGAAACAUUGUGCUGGACUUCCUGGAGCUGAGCAGCAACCGCCACUGGGAGGUCAGGGUGCGCGGGAGACGCCGUGCCACUACAGAAACCUGGAAAUGGCAGGAGCAGAGAAGGGCUUGGAAGAUACUGGAGCCCCCAGACCCACAGCUGAAUUCGUCACACACACCCAGAACUUGGCAGCUGUCCUAUGAGUGUUUUGAGGCAGAGGGGGGGCGUGAUGUCCUGGUGUCUGUGUCUAGCAGUGAGCUCCAGGAGCCGGUGAGCGUGGCCUACACGGUGGAGGACAGCGAGAGAGGUACGGCCCAACACACUGUCACUGCAGGGAGCAGCCUGAGAACGUUACAGGAGUGCAGGAGUUCACCAUGUGAUGUUCUAUUCAUUAUAGCAGAUUGCAGUGUCCAAUAUUUUAUUUGAGUUUACUCUGUUGUGGCGUAUGACAGUACAACAGUUUAUUCUACACUACAGCAGUAUGUUGCAGUACAUUGUUGGAUGUAAUUGAAUAUUACAACGUCAGGUAAUUAGAUUCAGUUCCUGUAAAGAAGUAGCAGUGUUCAGUCUGGGACACUAACAGCCCACAC
Lepisosteus oculatus (spotted gar) is the source of this 1449-nucleotide messenger RNA. Lineage: Eukaryota; Metazoa; Chordata; Actinopteri; Semionotiformes; Lepisosteidae. The record is from RefSeq and is a predicted model, not a curated record.